AUGACCGCCAUUAAUACUAUCACAACUCCAGUUCAAACUCAACCUACUGGUAAAUUAAUCAUGAGAAAGAACAAGGAAGACAAGAUUGAAAAGGUAUUCCAAUUAAUUAAUUUCGGAGUCUUGAGCAAGACUGUUGGAGAAUUUAUUCAAGAUUUGCCAUCAUCUGGUGAAGCAUCAGCAUCCACUUUCAAGAUCAAGGCUAUUGUUCCAUCUUCUGAGAAGAGAAGAACAAUUCUUAUAAACCAAUUCUUUUCAGAGAAAUUGAAUCAUGAAAAGAAGGAAAGAAAGGAAAAGAAAGAAAGAAAGGUCAAGCCUAAAUUGACUGAAGAACAAUCUCAAAGUCUUUCCGAAAAGAAGGAACAAGUUGAAUUAUUGAAAGAUGAAAUUAAGAUGAAGAAGGAACAAAUCAAGACUAUCAAAUUUGAAAUGAAAUCUUUGAAAAAGUCAUUCCAUCCAGUCAGUGUUAACAGUGACUCAAACGUUCCAUCUGCUAUUGAGUCAUCUCCAACCAAGGAAGAAAGACUUAAACUCAAACUUCAAAACAAGGAAGAAAAACAAGCUUUGAAAUUGGCCAAGAAAAUGCUCAGAGAUCAAUGUAAGAUUGAGAAGAGGGAAAGAAAGGAAAGAAAACUCUUUUUGAAGCAACAAGAAAAUGCUAAAACUAUUCCAACUCAACAAGAAGCAACUCAAGUUAGUGAACCAACAGCUCCAGUUAAUGUAACUGUAGAGCCAGUUAUCUCUGAACCAGUUCAAGUUGUCAACAAUACUGAUGAAAAGCUUUCAAUGAAACUCCAAAAGAAAGAGCAAAAGCUAGCCAUGAAAAUGGAAAAGAAACUUGAAAAACAAUUAGUCAAAGCUCAAAGAAAAUUGGAAAGACAAGCUCAAAAGCAAGAGAGAAAGGAAAGAAAAUUGUUGGAAAAGCAACAACUUUCCACUCCUUCUCAAAAUUAA
Messenger RNA from Naegleria gruberi, 951 nucleotides. RefSeq lists its product as uncharacterized. Lineage: Eukaryota; Heterolobosea; Eutetramitea; Acrasida; Naegleriidae. The record is from RefSeq and is a predicted model, not a curated record. The transcript is spliced from 2 exons. The coding region runs from base 1 to 951 and encodes 316 amino acids.